AUGCGUUGUAGGAAAAAGCACCCCAUCGCCCAUCUGUAUUUUGGUUAUUUCAAAAUCGUUUACAUCGUAAUUAUUUUUGGAUUUAAGGCCUCCCGCCUCCCCAUUAGCAUUAUCAUUGUUGGCGUUGGCUCUGCCGACUUCUCCGCUAUGGAGGAAUUGGACGGAGAUGACGUUCGACUCACUUCACGCGGACAACGUGCUGAAAGAGAUAUUGUGCAGUUCGUACCAUUUGAUGACUUCUGUGGCUAUGAGUCGCUGCUGGAACUGAAGCGCGAGCUUGCGCGUGCUGUACUUGCAGAGAUACCGGACCAAUUGAUUUCGUACAUGCGAUCGAAAUCCAUAAAACCACGCACAAUGUCUCGUACAAGGGGUCUUUCCUCGACACAGGACCAUCCUCCUCCCUAUCCAGCAAGUGCACCGCCAUAUCCUCUUUACUAG
Dibothriocephalus latus is the source of this 438-nucleotide messenger RNA. NCBI's taxonomy places the organism in Eukaryota, Metazoa, Platyhelminthes, Cestoda, Diphyllobothriidea, Diphyllobothriidae. The record is from the annotation of a GenBank genome assembly.